Pteronotus mesoamericanus is the source of this 1012-nucleotide messenger RNA. RefSeq names its product nmrA-like family domain-containing protein 1. Lineage: Eukaryota; Metazoa; Chordata; Mammalia; Chiroptera; Mormoopidae. Bases 28 to 927 code for a protein of 299 amino acids. The record is from RefSeq and is a predicted model, not a curated record. Gene Ontology annotation, cellular component: nucleus. The transcript has 5 exons.
UACUGCACUAUUUCUUUGUCCAGUAACAUGACCAGCAAGAAAGUAAUUGCAGUUUUUGGAGCAACAGGAGCUCAGGGUGGCUCUGUGGCCAGGGCCAUUUUGGAGAGCAAACAGUUUGCUGUGAGAGCUCUGACCAGGGAUGUGACUCAACCGAAAGCACUGGCGCUCCGGGACCUUGGUGCCGAAGUGGUAAAAGGGGACCUGAAUGAUGAAGCAUCAGUGGAGGCUGUCUUAAAAGAUGCCUAUGGGGCCUUCGUGGUGACCAACUUCUGGGACCAUCUCAGCAAAGAGAAAGAAGUGUGUCAGGGCAAGCUGGUGGCAGAUAUGGCCAAGCGCCUGGGUCUGAAGCACGUGGUAUUCAGUGGCCUGGAGAACGUCAAGCGCCUGACAGGUGGGAAGUUGGAAGUUGAGCACUUUUCUGGAAAGGGAGAGGUAGAAGAGUAUUUCUGGUCCAUUGGUGUUCCCAUGACCAGCGUGCGCUUGGCAGCUUACUUUGAAAACUUUCUCACCAUAUGGAAGCCUACGAAAGCCUCUGAUGGAGAUUACUACACCAUGGCACUGCCUAUGGGGGACGUACCGAUGGACGGGAUCUCUGUUGCUGAUGUUGGAGCAGUCGUCUCUAGUAUUUUUAAUUCUCCGGCAGAGUUUUUAGGCAAGGCCGUGGGCCUGAGUGCAGAAGCACUAACAAUACAGCAAUAUGCUGAUGUUUUGUCCAAGGCCUUGGGGAAAGAAGUCCGAGAUGCAAAGAUCACCAUGGAAGCUUACGAGAAGCUGGGAUUUCCUGGAGUGAAGGAAAUGGCCGAGAUGUUUCGUUUCUAUCACAUGAAGCCAGACCGUGAUGUCAAGCUCACCCACCGACUAAACCCCAAAGUCAAAAGCUUCAGCCAGUUUAUCUCAGAGAACAAGGAAGCCUUGAAGGGCAUUUAAGCUUUCAAACAGGCCCCUGACCACACAAAUGUCCUCCUCAUUCUGGUCCUCUUUACAGCACAUGUCCAUUUACAGAACAGAAAAG